CCAGUUUAUCCCAGCACACAUUCUGCACAUCAUCACACACUGAGUUUCACACACACGACUUCACUUCAUCUACAGGAGACAAUCACUAACAACUGAAGAUGGGAAAAAUUAACGGAUGUCUUAAAUGCCUUUUUAUCUUCUUCAAUGUUGUGUUUGCAAUCAUUGGAUGCAUCUUGAUCUUCGGGGUAGUGAAGGCCACCGCUGUCAGCAGCCAGCUGUCCACACUGGGGACUCCAGGGAUAGGAUGGGGCUGGCUGUUCGCCAUCGGUGUCCUUAGCAUCUCCUGCCUGGGAAUUUACGCCGGAUGCUCUGAGAAAGCCUUGGCCUUCAAAAUAUUUGCAGGAUUCAUGAUCGCUGGCAUAAUCAUCAUGAUGAGCUUUGGUAUCUAUGUCGUCGUCGUAAGAAACAAGAUCAAAAACGCCUUUCUGAUCGUCUCAUCUGAGGCAUCACAAACCUUGAUGCAGGAGGAUUCAUUCAGACAGUAUCUUGAUGGAAUGCAGUCAGUUAGCUCGUGCUGUGGCCUGACCAGUGCAGAUGACUGGGGUUCUACCAUCCCUGACUCCUGUGCAUGCUCUGGAGGAUACGGACAGUAUGGCAUAUAUAGUGGAUCUGGAUGCAGAGACAAACCCCAGGGUACCAGUGGUCCAUCUCAGAUCUACAUCCAGUCUUGCGGUGACUUCCUCUUCUUUGCUGUUGACCUUUUCUGCAAGAUCCUAAUGGGUAUCUUCUUUGGAUUUGCAGUCAGUGCACUGCUGGGCCUGCUCAUGUCCCUCCUGAUGCUCCAUCAGAUCAAACGUUAUGACGGUGCCGGAGGAGCCUCUUUCUCCAUGAAGGGCUAAAGGGAUCCUGAAGCUCUGACCUAAAGCUCUGCACUAUAACUUCUUUACUGUUU
This is a messenger RNA of Sphaeramia orbicularis (orbiculate cardinalfish), 892 nucleotides long. RefSeq names its product tetraspanin-8-like. NCBI's taxonomy places the organism in Eukaryota, Metazoa, Chordata, Actinopteri, Kurtiformes, Apogonidae. The transcript has 9 exons. The record is from RefSeq and is a predicted model, not a curated record. Bases 99 to 839 code for a protein of 246 amino acids. Gene Ontology annotation, cellular component: membrane.